Molecule: messenger RNA, 588 nt
Organism: Nannospalax galili (Upper Galilee mountains blind mole rat)
Lineage: Eukaryota; Metazoa; Chordata; Mammalia; Rodentia; Spalacidae
Gene: Hmgb4
Product: high mobility group box 4
Exons: 2
Coding region: 1-588 (195 amino acids)
Biological process (GO): regulation of transcription by RNA polymerase II
Molecular function (GO): DNA binding, bending
Source: RefSeq, a predicted model, not a curated record
AUGGGCAAAGAAAUUCAUUUAAGGCCCAAGGUGAACAUCUCCUCUUACAUCCACUUUAUGCUGAAUUACAGGAAAAAAUUCAAGAAGCAGCAGCCAAAUGCCUUCUUUGGCUUUAAAGAGUUCUCUAGAAUGUGUUCAGAAAAAUGGAGAUCCAUCUCGAAGCAUGAAAAGGCGAAGUACGAAGCCCUGGCCAAGCUCGACAAAGCCCGGUACCAGGAAGAAAUGAUGAAUUACGUGGGCAAGAGAAGGAAGCGGAGAAAGAGGGACCCGCAGGCGCCCCGGCGGCCCCCCUCAUCCUUUCUUCUUUUCUCCCUCGACCACUAUGCCCAGCUGAAGCGGGAGAACCCCAACUGGUCAGUGGUGCAGGUGGCCAAGGCCACUGGGAAGAUGUGGUCCUUGACAUCUGAUGUGGAAAAGCAGCGGUAUGCGCAGACGGCUGCUAUCCUGCGCGCUAAGUACUUCAAGGAGAUGGAGGCCUACCGCCAACAAUGCCGGGGCAGCAGGAAGAAGUAUAGGGUGGCUUCAAGAGACAGGGCUGCAGGGUCCAAACUGCCUGGCUUGGCAGGUAGGAUGGAACCAGAGGUGUGA